Molecule: messenger RNA, 2970 nt
Organism: Cladocopium goreaui
Lineage: Eukaryota; Dinophyceae; Suessiales; Symbiodiniaceae
Source: the annotation of a GenBank genome assembly
AUGUAUCAGUGGGCCAUUAGCGCAUGGUGGAUAUUUCGUUUGACUUCAGCGCUUGCCAUUGGACGGGGAUACGCGGAGCAGCGGCCACGGGUGACCUUGCCUUCAGGUGCCACAGUCAUCGGUUGGAACCUCACAACACCGGAUGGCGAUGUCCUGGCUUACACGAACCUACGCUAUGCCAUCACCCUGUCCCGCUUCGGGGCUCCACUUGUGUAUACUGCUGCGCCCAGUGAGGUCAUAGACGGAACAGUGCGGAAUGAACCCUGUAUUCAAAAAGGAGGCGUCAAGGGGGUCUAUGGCGUUGAGGAUUGUUUGACCCUAGCUGUCUUCGUGCCACCAGGGCCAAGCCUUCGGAAGAGGCCAGUCUUGGUCUUUGUCCAUGGUGGUUUCCUCAUUUCCGGCGAGAUCCCGAUGGGUGACCUCAACUAUAUCGGCCUUCAAGCGGAUGCGGUGGUGGUGGCCAUCAACUAUCGGCUGAAUGUGUUUGGCUUUCUUCAGCCUCCAGAGCCAGAGAUCGUUCCUGCCAAUCGAGGCCUCAGGGAUCAGAUAGCUGCUCUUCAGUGGAUCCAGCAGAAUAUUGGAAGCUUUUCCGGCGAUGCCUCGAAAGUGACGCUUUGGGGCCAAUCUGCAGGAGGGCGUUCAGUGGUGGCACUCUACCAGUCACCAAUGGCCGUGGGGCUCUUCCAUCGUGCAAUUGCCAUGAGUCCCGGCUACGUCCCUGGAAUGUUCCAGUCCAACCUGUCCAUGGUCAAGGAGACCCUUGGCGUCCGGUGCAUGCAAGCGACUGGAUGCACCACCUUGCGCUGCCUGGAAGAUAUGGAUGCAUUUCAACUGGCCAAGAAGUGCAUGUUCUACUUGGAAGCGGCAGAUUUUGUGAAUGUGCCCAACGUGUACUUCUCCGGCUAUGAUGGAGAGGUCUUACUAGAACCUGUGCGACAACCACUCUGUGCUUUAUCUUCUGUGCCGAACGGCCACAUUCCCAUUAUUUUGGGGGCUAUGGCGCAUGAAUUCCGUGCCUUCACCUUGGAUACGCCAGCCACUGGCUACUUGGAACGUUUUUUCCAGGAUUCCUUGCCACCGACUUGGAGAGAGCAACAGCGUUCUUGCUUGAGGAGCACUUCGACCAACCUGUUUGAAGGUGCCCAGUGUCCUUCGAACGUGAAGAUUUGCUCUCGACUGAAAGAUGUAAGACUGGUUCAGGAAGCAACGCAGGUCUAUUCCCUCGGCUUAGAAUUUGCCGGGAGAGGACCUGGCCCGCGUUAUCGCUAUUUGAUGGACACCGAUGCUCUGGGUGGCUGGUGUGGAGCCUGUCAUGGUGGAGACCUCGACUUGGUGAUGGGACGCAGUGAUGUUGACUCGUCGUUUCCCAAAGACGAACUGCAGAGCUUUCGAGCUUUAUUCACUGGAUACCUGGCCUCCUUUGUGAAAUCUGGCAUUCCUAUUGCGCCUAUUGCGCCUACUGUUUUGAAGCAACUGGCCAAUCUACCUGAGGAUGAAGGCUCGAAGGAUCAGGGCAGCCCCUUGAAGCUGCUGGAUGUGAACCCUGCUUCCUUGGGCGAUUUCUUGGAGACAUUUGGGAAGGGCGGGGACGCCUGGGUUGAGCUGGAAGCGCCAUGGAGGUCACAGCAGAGGACGGACGUCGCAUUGCUGACUCCGCCGAGACGUGAGGGCCGUGGCCUUGAAACGGCUGUCGGGCUUUCCUCGCAGAAUUUUGAUCCAACCAACUGGGUGCCAGUGAUGCUGUGUGAUGCAAGCAAUGCAAACUUGUUAAGAGACAAGAGUUGUGGUGACGAGAGCGCAGCUUUGGGCUCGCAGGCUUCUGUAGGUAUGGCGGUCCACUUGCCGUCAGCUGUUCCACGUUUGAAACGCCAACGAAGACAAGCGCUGGUCUCCAGCCAGAUCUCUCAGCCAGGUAUCUCAAGCCUCAAGGGCGUCCUGCCGCAGUCGCAGCCGCAGCCCUCGAUCCAGAUUGUAGUGGAUGACGACCCAUCGCAGCCUGGUCCCGGACCAAUGAAUCUCGUUGACAUGGGUCUCUCCCAGGCGCUUUGGCUUCCAGAGGACAUCAAGACUCAGGACAAGAUCUGGCUUUGGUCUCAGAGUGUGCCUCCAACGGCUGACUCCAUCUCGUGCACUCAGCUUCCACGUCGCUACCACAUUGUGAGCCAAACACCUCCAAAAGUGCAGCGAAGUGAGGCAGUGGUGGGAGCUCCUGAGGCAUCAGUGCUUGCACAACACCAGGCUUUUCCUGAAGAGAGCUUUGGUGCUGCGCAAGGAAGAGACGCAGAGUCUCACAUGGACCUCAACUUGGCUACAUCACCUUUGGUACUGCGGCAGCAACGAGUUCCUGAGACCCUAGAGGACUGCGAACCAGAUGAAAACCUGGAGGAAGAAAUGCCGUUCUCGCUGGAUUUGGGCUUGAGCCAGCCAAGUCAAGAUCUUGCCAUCCAAUCUCAAGUAUCAGUACACAAGGCAGAAGCCAUGCCGCUGCAGUCACAAGUAGAUGAACGAAGCGAGUCUGCGAAGGACGCUGAAGCUACAAAGGCUUGUAGCCAAGCAAAUGCAGGGAUCCAAAAUGCAGGGAGCCAACCGGCUCUGGAAACAAGCCAGCAUCCAACGAGCACACCUCAUGGAUCGUCACCAGAGCAAGCUGCAGCUUCACCGAUGCCUCCGGUGUGUCAAAGUGCUGCUAUCUUUGAGCUGGCAAAGGACGCAGAAGUGGCAGCAAGACCUGAAGCAGCUGGGACCGUGGAUGUCUCUGAAUGUUUUGGACAGCCUGCAACUGCAUCACCAAACCUGGUGCAAGCAGAAGCCAUGCCGCUGCAGUCACAAGUAGAUGAACGAAGCGAGUCUGCGAAGGAGCAGCCGGCUGCAUCUAUACAGGAUCAGCUUCAUACCAUUGAGCUCCAAACACGUAGACACACAGAAGGUUUCCUGACGGGUUUGAUUCUUUGUCUUGUAAACAACACAUGA